CAGCUGCAGCAUUUGGGAAGCUGCGUUCCAAGGUUUUCUGCUCGCAUGACCUAAAGCUGGCUACAAAAUAUUUAAACAUGGCGGUUGUGCUGCCAAACCUACUGUACUCUUCCGAGGCGUGGUGCGUGUAUCGCCACCAUAUACGCACACUGGAUCGUUUCCACCUCAAAUGCCUUCGCACCAUCAUGAAGAUCAGAUGGUCUGAUCGAGUGCGCAAUACCGAGGUGCUACGCCAACUUCGAUGGUGUGGUCACGUAUCACGUAUGACGGAGGAGAGAGUGGCGAAGCGCAUCUUCUACUCUGAACUUGAGGAGGGUAAGCGGAAACAUGGCGGUCAACUCCUCAGGUACAAAGAUGUACAGAAGCGGCACAUGAAAAGAUGCAACAUUGAGCCCUCUCAGUGGGAAGGUUUGGCAGCACAGCGUCCAGAAUGGCGGGAGAUUGUGAAGAGGCAAGUCCACGAGUUCGAGGAGCAGCGUACGACCGAACUCGACGCGAAGCGCGAUGACUUGAAGGCUCGUCCAUCUGCCGCCAUUCACUAUAACUAUGUUGGCGGCGUGCUCAGAUGCCCUCAAUGCGCGAGGGAUUUUGCCGCGAAAAUAGGCUACGUAAGCCAUCUUCGGGCACACCAGCGCCGCCAAGACAGCUAGGAGUCGGAGUGGUCUCCAUGGCCGAAAUCGGUCGGAUGGAUCAUCAUCAUCAUCAUCAUCAGUGGGUUACCCAAAUUAGAUUUUAUUGAUAGGGCGACACGAUGCACGACAAGCCAUGCCCCACCAAGUCUUCGAGUCUUGCAGCUGUGCUAUUUGUUUGUAACAUAACAAAUUACUUUUUUCCAAAAAUUAUUAGAUGUGUUAUCAAAACACCAUGGUAGUCCAUAAAAAUUGCCAAAGUUUAGGUCUGAGUCUGAAGCAGCGCUAGGUGCUAGCUGGGGCACUAAAUUGAACCCUUUCUUAAUGAUAACUGUGUCGUCACUUUUUUUAUUAAUAAAGAGUUGUGGCAACGACAUCUCGGAGUGCGUACUGCGGUCUAAAUAUUUAUUCUUGUAUAAAACACUUCUCCAUAGCGCGUAAACUUCGUAGACAAUAGAACUGGAACGGUCUUCAAUAGGUAAUAGGUGUACGGUUUAUUUAUUAGUUUUUUGACUGUUGAUUUUUGUUAGUCUGUGUUAUCAAUAAAAACUGUGCGGCGUUGUGGCGACUCGUGCGAGUAAUCAUAACAUGUAAUUACGCAAAGUUACGAGGGAGUGUCGAGUUCACGCCGCUGCAUUGGUAAAUGUAAUAGACAGGCAUAGAACCUGCGACGCCGCUUCCCGAGGGGCCCGCAGCCUCCAGUAAUAGGCUGUGACUAUGUUGUGAUCGUUAGGACUGCUCGCCAUUAGGGAUCAAUAGUGCAGUUUAAAUAUACCGAGUAUCUUUACCAAUCGACACUAACUUAAAUGUACGAGUACCUUCUGGAUUCCUCUUCUUGUAUCGAAUGGGUCGUAACAACUAAGGUCAUGACAAACUUUGUGUUGAACUUCAAGGGCCGUCGUGACGUGGUUCAUAGCAUGCCUUCCUAACAUACAAUAUUAUGUCUUAGGUAUAAUCAUUGAUUUUAUUAGAAUGAUUUAUUCAUAAAAUUAGCCUAAUAGAGUCUAUUUUUUAAUCCAAAUCUGUAAAAUGAAUUUUGAACCUGUCACUUUGUUAAGCUAGCUGUUAGUUUUUUUUAGUAUAAUUAGCUGAAUAAAAUUAAAAUGGGACUGUAAUAUUAAAAUAGGACCCUAUUUAUAUUCAGCAAUAAAACUAAUCACUAGUCAUUCCUAAGAAGAAAAUAGUACCGAGCCAAAUAGCAACUGUGAUUGGCCUAACACUGAUAGUGUCACUGCAAAGUUAUUUAAAUUAAUUACUAUGACCAUCUCUACACACAUACUUUUAGGCUCUUAUUAUAGUUAAAUAGUUUAAAUACUUCAUGGCUGAGGAUAGAGGCCUAGACAUCGCGCUCGAUGUCCUGUAAAUGAUUAGCGAUCUGAACUGACCUACUGACUUCAAUGAUUAGUAAAGCCUACGUUAUAUAAAUAAAUGUCAAUUUAUUUAUUUGUCAUAUCUAGGCUUUAUAGAUAGCUUAAAUUAUUAUUACCAAUUAACUUUAUUUAUUAGUAAAUAGUUGUUUUUUCUUCCUGUGAUUGCUUCUCCAUUGUUGUCUUAAUAUUUAUGUACAUUCGACAGCACAUGAAAGCAGAUAAUAUUAUAGUAAUAGCAUCUAUUGUAACCGUAUGACGUCACAGUGUUUACCUUAAUGUGCUGUCGACCGUACAAUGUACCAAACGUAUAACAUGUAAUACCUAGAAUAAGUCGUAAACACGCAAUAUUAUUUUUUAUAGUUAAGAUUAUGUUUUAUAUGAAAUGUAUAUUUCCAAUGAGGGUUUUCGCGAUUGAAAAAUCCGCCAGAUGGCAAUACGUAGACGCGAGGUCCAAAUGCUGCAUGAUUGGUGGAUUUUGACAUAUCUGUCAAUGUCAUGUCACAAAUAACCAAUCAUGCAGCAUUUGGACCUCACGUCUACGUAUUGCCAUCUGGCGGAUUUUUCAAUCGCGAAAGCCCUCAUUACAUGCAAAUCUGUGUGCACCAGGCGCCGCGGCGCCAUCUACAAUAGGCAGAGAGGCCAUUGAAGGCGACGCUAAUAGAAUGUGGUCAACUAAUCGGGAUAAACUUUUGGGAAAGUGCUAUUAUAUCUGCAAAUGUUUAUUUAUUAGUACCUCUUGAAGCUAUCUUGCUGCACUGAAACAGCAAUUCUGACAGUAACCUAUGUGUAAAAAUAGUUUUGCAAUGAAAAGCCACAAUAUUUUAUGAUAAUUUGUUCACCUGUUAUGUGGUUUCGCCUUGACACAUUGUCUUGUUGAGAAAAUUCCCAAAUUCUGUUAGCGCCGACUUCUAAGUUGCGUAUUUUAAUAAAUAUGUAUUAACAAGCAAACCUUAAAAAAAGAAUGAUUGUAUAAAACAAUAAAUGAAUAUUUAUAAAUAAUAAUAACGUAUAAUAAGAUAAUUAUGUCGCAGGACAGUGGAUGGCCCGCGGUCGCCAUAUUUGUUGUUGUUUUGCAAUCCAUCUGGCCUCGAGUCGGAUGCGCGACGUGUGAGCCUCGUAUCCACUUGAUCAGCCUCAGGCCGAGCAGCCUCUAGGGAGACUGAGGCUGCUCAAGCGGAUACGAGGCUAGAGGCAGAGGGUCGAGGUACAUUGCGAAUCGAGGUGGCGCGACGCGAUCCUCCAGUUUAGAGCAAAACUUCUUUAGCACCUGACGUGCGUAUGCCGUCUCCACUGAGCGAACUAAAAUCGACUAAAUCUGGCUCGGUCCGCAACGACGAAAUUUGGCGACGGGUCGUGCCUCAGGCUGAGGCAGCUCGACCCGAGGCCGGCUCUAGUGGAGAG
Ostrinia furnacalis (Asian corn borer) is the source of this 3400-nucleotide messenger RNA. RefSeq lists its product as uncharacterized. The record is from RefSeq and is a predicted model, not a curated record. The transcript has 2 exons. Bases 78 to 650 code for a protein of 190 amino acids. Lineage: Eukaryota; Metazoa; Arthropoda; Insecta; Lepidoptera; Crambidae.